This is a messenger RNA of Hibiscus syriacus, 1639 nucleotides long. Its product is annotated as proline dehydrogenase 2, mitochondrial-like. Lineage: Eukaryota; Viridiplantae; Streptophyta; Magnoliopsida; Malvales; Malvaceae. The transcript has 3 exons. The record is from RefSeq and is a predicted model, not a curated record. Gene Ontology annotation, molecular function: FAD binding; proline dehydrogenase activity. Bases 14 to 1537 code for a protein of 507 amino acids. Gene Ontology annotation, cellular component: mitochondrion.
UUCUCUCCCUUCUAUGGCAACAAGAGUUCUCUCAUCACCGAAGCUCCUCAAGAACCUCCGUUUCUUCAUCCGGCCUCUCAACUCCGCCGCCUCCUCCGCCGCCGCCGCUGUUUCUCCCCUCAAUUUCGACGACAAAUCUGAACAUUCCACCGUUGAGAAACACCACCCAACAACAACAACCACCCCUCUUGACUUUGAUGAUCACCAAAAGCUUUUCGCUUUGGUUUCGACGUUGAAGCUUUUACGUUCAUCAGUCAACAUCGGGUUGGCUUCCAAUGAGACAUUCGUCGAUUUCGGUACGUGGGUUAUGAAUUCCCGCCUCAUUGAAACACCUUUGCUACGUGAUAUCAUAUUGAAAACCGUAAAACAUACGUUCUUUGAACAUUUUUGCGCCGGCGAAACCCCGGCAGAGGCCGCCGAGUGCUUGAAGAAAAUCCAGGAGGCCGGUUUACGAGGCAUGCUCGUUUAUGCUGUCGAACAUACGAGCGAUAACGCUGGUUGUGAUCAGAAUUUCGAGGGGUUUUUACAGAGUAUUGAAUUCGCCAAAUCGCUUCCACCUUCAUCCGUGAGUUCUGUGGUAGCAAAGAUAACAGCAAUAUGCCCACUUGGGCUACUAAGGAGAAUUAGUGACCUAUUGAGAUGGCAAUACAAGGACCCUUCGUUUAGCCUCCCAUGGAAACUCAACACUUUGCCUAUUUUCACCGACUCCAGUGCUUUAUAUCACACACUCCAAAAACCAGAGCCAUUAACCCCACAAGAAGAAUCGGAUCUUCAAUUGGCGCACCAAAGACUACUCAAGCUUUGCCAAAGAUGCGUACAAUACAACGUGCCUUUGAUUAUUGAUGCGGAGGACACGUCGAUCCAACCCGCCAUCGAUUACUUCACAUAUUCAUCGGCCAUCAUGUACAACAAAGACGAUCCCAUCAUUUACGGCACCAUCCAAGCCUACUUGAAAGACGCAAGAGAGCGAUUGUUUAAUACGGCGAAGACCGCGCAGAGUCUGGGGAUUCCGAUGGGGUUUAAGCUCGUGAGAGGCUCUUAUAUGUCGAGUGAAACCAAGUUGGCUUCUUCGUUAGGGUUCGAUUCGCCGGUUCACAAUGGUAUCCGGGACACGCACGCUUGCUUCAAUGAUUGUGCUUCGUUUAUGCUCGAGAAAGUCGCGGAUGGAUAUAGCGGACUCGUGCUCGCGACUCAUAAUCUCGAGUCGGGGCAAUUGGCAGCAUGGAAAGCAAGAGACGUAGGGAUCGACAAGGGGAAUAAAAAGCUUGAAUUUGCACAGUUAUAUGGAAUGUCGGAAGCAUUGUCGUUCGGAUUGAGAAACGCAGGGUUUCAAGUUAGUAAAUAUUUACCCUAUGGUCCCGUGGACAUGGUAAUGCCGUACCUGUUAAGGAGAGCUGAAGAGAAUAAAGGCCUAUUAUCCACUUCAAGCCUCGAUAGAUUACUCAUGGGGAAGGAGUUGAAGAGGAGAUUCAAGAGCCUGCAAUUUGGCAAGCCAGCUCCCGCAGGAGGCAUGAAGAUUGAAAUAGGGACGCCAUAAAUAUGUUUUGCCAAUAAUGUACAAAGUGAAAAAUAACACUUAUUGUAACAUUGGCCCAUUUCAAUUCAUACAGCUGCUUUACAAAUCCAUCACAUUCUUCAA